AUGCUGUAUUUUAAGGUGCUCGUGAGUUCGUAUGUAAAAGCAGAUUAUGGCUGCUCAAAAGACCUGAGCCAGACUGACAAAACAAGGAAGAUAUUCCUCGAUUUCCAUAACGAUGUUCGUCGCAACAUAUCUACCGGAAUUCAGCCGAAUAGACCGGUUUAUAGCCGGUUCCUCGGACCAGCUAAGAACAUGUACAAACUGGUAGCGUUGAAUUACGUAAACGGUAAGGAAGAGGAGGCCUUAGAAUUCGCUCAGAAAAAUUGGAUGAACCCCGUGAUGACGUAUGGAGUACCACCCAAUCGCAAGUUCUUCUACAGACUCGAAACUUUUGCCAACAUAGCGAAUCACAAAAAUAUGAAGCUUGGAUGUGCAUAUAAGGUCUGCGGCUCCGAGAUGCUGGUAUCCUGCAUUUAUGGCACUAAAAGAAUACCACCGAUGCAAGAGUUGUGGGAAAAUGGAAGAACCUGUGAGUGCGACGCUCAUCCCGACUCAUUUUGCUCGAACGGUAUUUGCGAAACUAACAUGGUGAUGAAACCUGAAACCAAAACAUCUACUAAGAAGCCCAGGCCACCAGUGGAGGGACCAGAUUCAUGCAAAGCCAAUACCGGAAUGACAGAUGACCUCAGAGAGAUUUUCCUCAAAAAACAUAACUACUACAGGUUAGCUGUGGUCGUGACGGAUGUGUAUGAUUGCGAAAUCGAAGCAAACGCACUGAGGCAUGCCGAGAAAUGCAGAUGGGGACAUUCCAUCAAAGCCGACAGAUUCGGUCUUGGUGAGAAUGUAUGGGCGAGCCUUCAACCGGAAAUGAAUAGGUCACUUGCAGCGGAAAUG
Molecule: messenger RNA, 831 nt
Organism: Ostertagia ostertagi
Lineage: Eukaryota; Metazoa; Nematoda; Chromadorea; Rhabditida; Trichostrongylidae
Source: the annotation of a GenBank genome assembly